Dictyostelium purpureum is the source of this 957-nucleotide messenger RNA. RefSeq lists its product as uncharacterized. The record is from RefSeq and is a predicted model, not a curated record. The transcript has a single exon. The coding region runs from base 1 to 957 and encodes 318 amino acids. Lineage: Eukaryota; Evosea; Eumycetozoa; Dictyosteliales; Dictyosteliaceae.
AUGAAUAAUUUUAUAAUUAUUUCCAGUUCCUCAUUAGUUUUCAUCUUAAUUAGUUUUUUUUUAGCUUUAAUAAUGGCCUUCUUUUUUUCAACCAAAAAUAAAAUAAAGAACCAAAACUACAACAUCAACAAAAUUAUUAAUAAUAAUAAAAAUAAUAAUAAUUAUAAUGCUCUUGAUAAAAAUUAUAGUAAUAAUUUUUCAAAUAUCCAUACUCUUGAAAAUUUUAUCUCAAGUCUUGUAAAUGUCAUUUCUGGUUUAGAAAUCAACUUUAUUAAAGUUGAAGAAAUGAUCUCAAAUUUCUAUAAAUUUGAAAAAGAAAUAAAAGAUAACAUUUCAAAUAGCAAAAUCGAUGGAUUCCAAGACAUUAUAGACUGUAUAUUUAUUGACUCUUUGGGACUUUUGGAAAAGCUUAAAUCAAAACAAAAGCGUAAACAGAGUAAAAUUCAAGAAAAUAUCAGUUAUAUUAUUUUAUCUCUAUUUUUUUUUAUUAGUGGUAAAUGCCGUUCAAUUAAUAUUAUCAGAUUUUUACCUAUUUUGUAUAAUGACAAAUCCGAAAAGGUCAAUCUCUGCAAGGAAUAUUUAAUUGAAAUUCUUCCUUCAUUAAAUGUACAUGAAUUGGUCCCUACAUUAAAAUAUUUCAAUUUAUGCCACAGCGAAAUAAUUAAUAUUGGGAAUCCAGUCCAGGUUAACCCCUCAUCAGUUUCUUCAAACUUUAGAAGUUUAGCUUUGGUUAUGUAUAAUAAUCACAGGGGUGCAUACGGAAAAGAAAAUAUUGCCAUUGUUGAUUCGAUAUUGUGUGAAUCAAUUGAACUUUCCAGUUUUAUUAGUUUAGAAGGUGCAUUCAAAUUUUAUUCAGAAUUGUAUCUCAGUUUGCCACUAUCUUUUCUAGUACGGCAGCGUCGGAGCCUUACCAUUGCCCCAAAAAAUAUAAUGAAGCUCUAUACAGCUUACAAAUGA